UCUGAGCUGAGAUCGGGCAGCAGAAGGCAGGACAGCUCACACAGCUGAGCUGAGCCUGCAGCGGCAGGGAGCGCCAGAACAUGCCGCUCCGUUUGGGCGGCCGCUGGCCGGGCAGCUUAUUAAGCUGAUGUGAGCCGACAGCAGCGGGAAGCACCAGAACGGGUGGGCAGCUAGCAAUAGUAAAGCCUGCCAGUGCGGAAAGGAGGAGGGGGGAGAAGGAGAAGCUGCCUCUAACGCUAACUGGACUGGCUCUUGUCCUGGGAGAGGGCUGCUGCACAUACCCAGACUCAGCAGCUCCUUCUCCCUUGGACGCUGUGCUGUCAGCCAGCCAGCCACCGUGUCCUGCCUAGAUCCUCCUGCCUAUGACCUUCUCGUCGUCCUGUACCUGGGUCCGACGGCCUCCCUCAGUGACACCUUGCAGCUCACCUUGAUGUUGAUUGGACACAGUACGAUAUGCUUCAUCUUCAAAGUGUUAAUCUUAAUUUGGCAAAGAACAAACUUGCUCAUCACACCAGCAAUUACAUGACUGGGCAGCUCAUUCUGAGAAGAGGUCAGGCUUUUGACAUCACGCUAAAACUCAGCAGAGCCCUGAAACCUGAGGAUAACAUCACAUUUAAAGCAGAAAUAGAUGAUGACGUUUAUCUGGCUGAUGAGUCAGAAAGGGAAGAAUAUGUUCUAAGUGAUAGUACCAUUUUCUAUUAUGGAAAUGAUGAUUACAUUGGUGAAGACGGCUGGAACUUGGGCCAGUUUGAAGAAGAAAUCCUGCCUAUUUGUUUACUUAUUCUAGAAAAAUCAACAUCAUCAGCUCUAUCUCUAUUACAUGAUCCAAAACAGGUGUCAAGGGUAUGCAGUGCUAUGAUUAACAGUAAUGAUGACAAUGGAGUGGUCUUGGGCAACUGGAGUGGAAAUUACGCUGAUGGUGUUAAUCCAGCAAGCUGGACGGGAAGCGUUGAAAUCCUGAAACAAUGGGCACAUUCUGGUCCAGUCCGUUACGGGCAAUGCUGGGUGUUUGCUGGAGUACUGUGUACAGUAAUGAGAUGCCUGGGAAUCCCUACUCGUAUUGUUACUAAUUUUAGCUCGGCCCACGAUACUAAUGAAAAUCUUAGCAUUGAUUCAUUUUAUGAUCCUGAAGGCAACAGUCUAGGAGGCAACGACAGUAUUUGGAAUUUUCAUGUAUGGGUUGAAGCUUGGUUCACCAGAGAUGAUAUUGGAUCAUUUUAUGAUGGGUGGCAAGUUUUGGAUGCAACGCCACAAGAGAGAAGUGAAGGAAUUUACAAGCUUGGACCUACUUCAGUAAAAGCCGUCAAACACGGAGACAUUCAUCUAAAGUAUGAUGGUGCCUUUGUAUUCUCUGAGGUAAACGCAGACCUAAUGUCCUGGAUUUACAGUGAAGAAGAAGGCUCAUACGACAUAGUUGAAACCAACACCAAUUCCAUUGGGAAGUUUACCAGCACAAAGGCUGUUGGCACCAAUGAUCGUCUUGAUAUAACUUUGAAUUACAAAUAUGAAGAAGGCACUGCAGAGGAGAGAGAAGUAUUCCACAAUGCCCUCCUCCAACUGUUUGGCCGGAGAACUAUUGGGGGUGAAGAUGAAGUAGGCACAGGAGCGACUAACAUGGCGGUUAGGGUGGCAAGAGCAAAGCCGGUGAAUAGACAGAGCAUAUAUGGAAAGUACAAAGAAUUAGAUGCACCAAUGGUUGGCCAAGAUAUUGAUGCAAUAUUGGUCCUCUCUAACACAUCAUCAGCCACCAAGAACAUAGUGAUCCAUUUUAAUGCCAACACAACUGGUUAUACCAGACAACUAAUGAGGAAUAUUUUGAGUGACUCCAUAUCUGUCUCUAUGGAUUCUAAGGAAGAAAAAGAAAUCCCAUUCAAGAUCCCAUACAGCCAAUACAUAAAAACUCUGAUGGAUGAUAAAGUGGUUGAAAUGACAGCUCUGUGUAAAAUAGAGGGCAUGGAGAAACUGCUCCUAACCAAAGUCAUUACAUUAAAAAGUCCCUCGCUCAACAUCAAGGUUCUCCAGGAGGCUGUAUUACACAAUCCAGUAAGUGUGGAAAUCACAUUCCUUAACCCAUUCAGUGAGAGCCUGACAGGAUGUGAGCUGCGUGCAGAGGGCAGUGGGCUGAUUAAAGAGCAGAUGAAACGAAGAAUUUCAGUGAAGCCCAAUGAGGAGGCAACGAUGACAAUUGAGUUUACACCUUAUAUGAAAGGAUCGAAGCAGCUGCAAAUUGUAGUCAUCUGUCACAGAAUUGUUACCAUCAAAGGCUUCAAGAUCAUCCAGGUUAAAGAAUCCUAAACCAUCUCACUCAGGAGGCGGACAGUAUAACUUGUAACAUUUUCUACUUGCAUUUUGCAGUGCUUUUUGUUGUUUUUUAUUUGUUUGUAUGUUUGUUUUUGUGGGUUGUUGUUAUUUUUUUGCUUAUUUAUACACUUUUUAUUAUCUUAUCUCUUUGCCAUAAUAAGUCAAUAUACGCAGCAUGCCUGCAUUAAUUGCGCAUUGUUAAAUCAACUGAAAAUAACAGAUGUGAACAGUCUAUUAAAUUAUAAACGUUAUAAACGCUAA
Molecule: messenger RNA, 2562 nt
Organism: Pseudophryne corroboree (corroboree frog)
Lineage: Eukaryota; Metazoa; Chordata; Amphibia; Anura; Myobatrachidae
Product: protein-glutamine gamma-glutamyltransferase 6-like
Exons: 12
Coding region: 454-2295 (613 amino acids)
Biological process (GO): peptide cross-linking
Molecular function (GO): protein-glutamine gamma-glutamyltransferase activity
Source: RefSeq, a predicted model, not a curated record